UCAUUUUUGCCUCCCCCCUCCCUCCCCUCCCUCAGUCAAGCUCCACUCUCAAUCCCAAGUACAUCUCUCAAUCGCCAUAUUGGGUACUGAGAAGGUUUGUCUGCUGUUUCUCUCACUACAAGACGAAAUUGACAGAGCGGCUUCAGUUCCUGACCACUUUGUUUUGAUGAUCCGCGCAGACUACAUUGGACUCCAAAACGCCGCGGCCGUUACCGUCUCCACCUCGACGUAUGCAUGGCAUAAGUCGUUUUACGGUUGUUUUGGAUCUUGCUCAGAGACGAGGAGAUACCCGUUGUUUUUGAGCGGUGUGUUUUUCUCGUGAAAACUGGACGCUCCUGGCUGUUUGAAAAAUAUUGUCUUUCUUUUGGGGGGAAAAUGUCGGAUGUUCGACUAUCAAACGGGAGCCCGACGCUGGAGCGGACGGACCCCCGGGUGUCUGAUCACCCGAAACCGUCAGCCUGCAGAAACCUCUUCGGCUCGGUGGAUCACGAAGAGUUAAAGAGGGAUUUAAAGGGACAUUUUCGGGAGAUGGAAGAGGCUGCCUCCGCCAAGUGGGGCUUCGACUUCGCCAAUCACACGCCGCGGGUCAACGGCAGGCUCGAGUGGGAAUUAGUUGAUUACAGAGACGUCCCGAGUUUCUAUAGCAAACAGCCGAGGAGGGAGAAGGGCGUCUGCUCCGCUGGGAAUAACAACGUGGAUUUAAAUGGGAAUCAUAAUUGUGUUGUGGCUCCGAACGAAGAUAACGUUACCGACAGAUCUGACGGACAGAUGGAGUGCACGGAGCAGUGCACCGGGCUGAGGAAAAGACCUGCAUAUCACGACCCUUCGGCCCAAAACAAGAGGUCACACACCAGCUCAGAUGAGGUUAGUUGUCCAAGCCGGACCUAUUCUGCAGAACACACACCCAGAAAGACUAGUCCCAAGAGGCAAACGUGAGGAAGAGAAAAGAGUCGAAGAUUUAUUUCCCCUUUUUCACGGGGGAAACCUCAGUGUUGGCCGAGUUUGGAAGUGGAACUACACAGCAUCAAACAUAUCAACUCUCCUGCAGACGGGGGAGGACGCUGUUGAAGCACUGAAUAGAAACACUAAAGUUGUGGCACUCAAUUAAAAAGUUACUGCCUCUAAAAGCAGUCAAUGUAGCAGCGUGCAAUUAGGUUUGAUUUCCUUUUUUGCUCUUUUUUUUUUUUUUUUUUUUUUUACUACCUGUGUGUAAAUAAAUAUACAUAUAUUAUAUUUCUCUCCAUAUGUAGCACAUAAGAAAACAUUAUGAUUUGAACACAAAUCCUCGAUGUAAAAUGGUGUGAAUUUUGAUUUGACUUGAAGAAUUGCAGUGUAGUUUGAUACAUGUUUCCAAAAUGCUGUUUUGUUUGAUAUUUUAUUAUUUCAUGAAAGGCAGUUUGACUUUGACAUGGUCCCUAAUUGCUACAUUUAAAACACAAUCAUGGCUUCUUACAGUUUCUUAACAGUGUAUCUUCACUCCGUCAUCAUCCUAACUCAGCAGUGAAGAAUGGUACAAAUGUAGCUCAUCUGUUUUUUAUUUUUCCUUCCUCUGGUCAUUUCUGUUACCACAUGCAUGUUCUCCUAUAAGAUCUAUUUCCCUAGGAAAUCAACACAGGGAAAGGAAAAAAGUAUAUUUCUGUUAAGACUUCCUUUACAUCACCCGAUAUUUAUUUUGUGAUAGGUGCUCUUAGCAUCAAUUGAAUCCUGGAAUAUGAUCUUCUAUAUAUAUAAUUUUUUUUGUCCUUUUUUUUUUUUUUUUUUUUUUUUUUCUCAAGUUCUCCUGCACACCUCAGCCACAUUGUAAUGGUGUGUUUUGAUUUCCUCUGGAGUUUUGAGGUACUCAGAUAUUGAAGGACAAAGACCAUACAAACUGCACAGGUUGUGUUGUAAAGUCAUCCUCUCUCCGACUACAUUUGUUUUGUUUCAUCAGCCGCUCUUCAGAGAGGAGGUUUUCUGAAAAGGCUUUGAAUGUCCUACAAUACCAAAUACAUGGUUGCUUCAGUAUGGUUGCCAGCACCACCGGUGCUCCUUAAUUGACUUCACAUUGUAUUACUUUGUGAUAACCUAGCCGUAAGUUUCCGUUCAUGUUUGUAUUUUCUUUUUCACCAAUGUUGUUAGCCUGCUGAGGAUGCAAAUGUGAGCAUCUAAAAGCUUCCCUUUAUUUGUCUAAAAUGUGGGUUAUAUUCAAAGAGACCAGUGUACACCUGGAUGGAGCGAGAAAACGGCUUGUCUCAGAAAUGCAGUCACCAUGCCUGUGUAUUUGUGUAAAUCUUUGCAAUGUACCUAUGUACAUAAUUUUGUAAAAACACUGAGAAAUUAUACUAACUUAUUUAUGUCAAGCUUUUUUUAUGUAGAAUAAAAAAUGGGUUUUUGAUUACGGUUAUCCAAAGUGGCAUUUACUUUAUUAUAAUUGUCUUAUUUUGUAAAAGCAUAUUUUUGGUAGUUUUUGUUGUUUGUUUUUUUUUUUUGUUUUUUUUUUUUCUUAUCAAUAAGGUUGCAAACUGAGCCUGAUAAAAUAAUUUGAUGUGCAUUAUGUAAUGUGUGGUUAUAAAAUGUGUUGCAAUCAAUUAAAAGAGAAAAUUAAAUCUA
Messenger RNA from Micropterus dolomieu (smallmouth bass), 2589 nucleotides. RefSeq names its product cyclin-dependent kinase inhibitor 1Bb (gene cdkn1bb). Gene Ontology annotation, molecular function: protein-folding chaperone binding; cyclin-dependent protein serine/threonine kinase inhibitor activity. Lineage: Eukaryota; Metazoa; Chordata; Actinopteri; Centrarchiformes; Centrarchidae. Gene Ontology annotation, cellular component: cytoplasm; nucleus. Gene Ontology annotation, biological process: negative regulation of cell population proliferation; regulation of cell cycle; G1/S transition of mitotic cell cycle. The coding region runs from base 376 to 936 and encodes 186 amino acids. The transcript has 3 exons. The record is from RefSeq and is a predicted model, not a curated record.